Molecule: messenger RNA, 4783 nt
Organism: Sceloporus undulatus (fence lizard)
Lineage: Eukaryota; Metazoa; Chordata; Lepidosauria; Squamata; Phrynosomatidae
Gene: PPM1A
Product: protein phosphatase, Mg2+/Mn2+ dependent 1A
Exons: 7
Coding region: 400-1548 (382 amino acids)
Biological process (GO): negative regulation of canonical NF-kappaB signal transduction; protein dephosphorylation; positive regulation of canonical Wnt signaling pathway
Cellular component (GO): nucleus; cytosol
Molecular function (GO): magnesium ion binding; protein serine/threonine phosphatase activity; manganese ion binding
Source: RefSeq, a predicted model, not a curated record
GGGAGGCUGAAGGGGAGGGCGAGGGGAGGAGGAGGAGGGUCCGGGGCGGAGGGGCGGUCGGCGGGAGAGAUGAGCGCUCGGUCCCCGCUGAGGGCCAGCGACGAGAAGGAGAAGCAGCAGCAGCAGCCGUCGCCCUCGUCCUGGUCGCCUUCUCCGAGCGAAUGAACUGAGGCUCGGCCGGCGAGGCCCGGUCUGGCCUAGGCUUCGUUCUGCAGCCUCCUCUUCCUCCUCUUUAACAGCGGGGUUGCCACAUUCAGCAGAUACCCCCACCAUCCCCAUAGCACCUGGGUACAGAUUGGAGGACUGCCAUAAGAAGGAAGCACUAGGGAAUUCUGCUUCACACAAAGUCCAGUUGCACAUGCCUAAGUCUGGAUCUAAGAUCUGAAAGGGCACGGCAUCAUGGGAGCUUUCUUAGAUAAGCCAAAGAUGGAGAAGCACAAUGCCCAAGGGCAGGGUAAUGGACUGCGCUAUGGACUAAGUAGCAUGCAAGGUUGGCGAGUGGAGAUGGAGGAUGCACAUACAGCUGUAAUUGGCUUACCAAAUGGACUUGAUGGAUGGUCUUUCUUUGCUGUUUAUGAUGGACAUGCCGGAUCCCAAGUUGCCAAAUACUGCUGUGAGCAUUUAUUAGAUCACAUCACAAGCAAUCAUGAUUUUAAAGGGCGUGGUGCUUCACCAUCCGUAGAAAGUGUAAAGACUGGAAUCAGAACAGGUUUUCUGCAGAUUGAUGAACAAAUGAGGUUACUCUCAGAAAAGAAACAUGGUGCAGAUAGAAGCGGGUCAACAGCUGUGGGAGUUCUGAUUUCUCCACAGCACACAUACUUUAUAAACUGUGGAGACUCUAGAGGUUUACUUUGUAGAAACAGGAAGGUUUAUUUCUUUACGCAAGAUCACAAACCAAAUAAUCCACUGGAGAAGGAACGGAUACAGAAUGCAGGUGGUUCAGUAAUGAUUCAACGUGUCAAUGGCUCUCUGGCAGUAUCAAGAGCACUUGGGGACUUUGAUUACAAAUGUGUCCAUGGGAAAGGCCCUACAGAGCAACUUGUCUCACCUGAGCCUGAGGUUUAUGAAAUCGAGAGAUCAGAAGAAGAUGAUCAAUUCAUCAUACUGGCUUGUGAUGGUAUCUGGGAUGUUAUGGGAAAUGAAGAGCUGUGUGAAUUUGUCAGAUCAAGGCUUGAAGUCACUGAUGAUCUUGAAAGAGUUUGCAAUGAAAUUGUCGACACCUGCUUGUACAAGGGAAGCCGAGACAACAUGAGUGUGAUACUGAUCUGUUUUCCAAAUGCACCAAAGGUAUUGCCAGAGGCGGUGAAGAGAGAGGCAGAGCUGGACAAGUUCCUGGAAAGCCGAGUAGAAGAGAUCAUAAAGAAGCAGGGUGAAGGAGUGCCAGACUUAGUCCACGUCAUGCGUACAUUACAAACAGAGAGCAUCCCAGACCUUCCCCCAGGGGGUGAAUUGGCAAGCAAACGGAGUGUGAUUGAAGCAGUUUAUAACAGACUGAAUCCUUAUAGAAAUGAUGAUACUGACUCUGCAUCAACAGAUGAUAUGUGGUAACACUGCUAUCUAAGUUAUGGAGUUGACACCCACUAUCCUCAUGAAAGAUGCACUCAACCCACAGUGACCCUUCUUCACAUCCACCUUCCACCUUACUUGAAGGGAAAAGAUGUGUUGGCGGAAAUGACUACACCAGAAAACAUCGAUCCAACACCUAGCCCAGGAACUGAUCCUUUUUUCCUUUUUUCUCCCUUUUUUUUGCAAAAUAGACUUCUGUAAAAGUGAUUAUGAACCCAUAAUGUUGUAAAUUGGACUCUAAUAAGCAAUUUUAUGUUGUAUGAUUUUGUUUUGUAAAGUGCAAUUGUGGUUGUACAAAACGCUUAUUUAAUACUGAAUUGCUUUACAUUACUUAAGGUUAGAUGAACAGCUUGGUUUGUUUUAAGGCAACAAUAGUCUAGCCCUUUCUAUUCCUAUUUGUGAUUCUGGAUUGCUGGGAGCAGCAACCUAGCCAGCUAAUGCUCAGGAGGUGCAUACAAAUUAUGUAAAGGAUAUUUUAUACAGAGGCAGAUAAUUGCAACUCUAGUAUGGAAAAUAACUGGACUUCAGUUCAUUCUCCAUUGACUUUUAAUUGUUCCUUGUUCUGAAUUCCUGUGGGGUUUAAAACUCCCAUGAAAUAUAUGGGAAGUUUGGAAAAAGAAGGGGACAGAAUCACCAACCAUCCAAGGUGGCCAUAAAUAUAGAUUGUGGGGUUUAACAUGCCUUGAUUAUUUGAACCUUUUUUUCCCCAGAGCAAAUCUUUACCUUCAGUUAUUAGCUUAUAUAAGGCUGUAUCUUUUCCAUAUUUAGGAGUCUGCUCCAUUUUUAUUAUCCUGAUUGGCUGGGCUGGCUGCUGUUCCAAGUAAAAUACUUUGAAUUCCAUUUUAUCAAUAAAGCUUGAUUUAACAAACCAGAAAUUAACAAUAUAUGCGUAACUCCUUCCCCUCCCCGUCUUCUGAAAUGCUUGUAAAUGAGAUGUCAUGUGAAUACAUAUUUUUAUUAACUAAUUGCCCAUUUAUGAAAUGGGGGAAACUCUUAACUGUUGCCCAAGGCACAGGGGGAUUUUUUCAGCUGGUGUAAUAUGGUUUGAGAAAUGGAAUAAUCUUUUUACAUGGGUUUCUUUUGAAAAAUUUUACUUUGAGAGAGUAACAUGAGCUUAUAGCUUAUAUUUGCCUCUUGUUAAUGAAAACUCAUUUGUCAGAGCCUGACAAUCUUACUUUUUAUGGUAUUUUUUUUAUGACCUCCCAUUGACUUAGAACAAAAAAUUAGUGAUUUAACAAUACAUUACAUGUGAUUUGAAAUACAGCCUGUUCAGGAUAUUUAGCUGUUGGGAUUAAAUUGCUAAUUUAAAAAAUAUGAAAGUACAGUAAUACAACUAAUUUGACUUCACUUUUCUGCUACUGAACAUACAAAAGUAAGUUUUCAGAUCAGUUGUGUUUGCAGAACUACUGUUUUGUGCACCUUGUAUUUUUUAGUUGAAGAUCAAUAUGUACGUUUGUUUAACCUUUCAGUCAGCAGAUGCCACUCCAAAGGAAAAUCAGCAAAAUAUAUAAAUAGGUUGUAGCAAUGUAGCUAGAAUUUUUUUAAAAAGGUGUAAAGUAUACCUUUUUAUAGGAAGCAAUGUAUAAUGUGUUUUUCUAUAUCCGUCUUUCCCCCUAACUUUGAAAUAUACAUUUGUGUGUAUAUAUAGCCUUAAAACUAUUGAAGAGUUAGGGAGUGUCAAACAGUGAAAAAGUAACUUAAUAAUGUUUCAAUUAAGGAUAGCAUUAUACCAGCAAACACUUAAUUUUAUUCCUCUUGUUUGUGUGAGGUGCUUAACCUUAACAUAUGGUUGUAUUCAGUUUGUACCCUGUUGAAGCAUGAACGAAGAAAACAUAAGCACUGUUUGUAUUUAUACAUUUCUAGCAACCUUGGGUUUUGAAGAACAAGUCCCUCACCCUAUUUACAAAUAAUUGCUUAAAAUGUACAAAUUUGUUGAGUUCAAACUAUAAAGAUUUCAAAUGUAUAACUUCACAAGUACCUAGGAGACCAGAAUUUAAAAUACUGCAUCAUCAGCUAGUUAGUGUUAAACUGGUUUAGAAUUGGAACAAGAACUCUGUCUGCUCCUUCCCCCCAAUCCCCACAUGUUUACCGAAGUGUAGUUGUAAAAAUUGCAAAGCUUCUGCUCCAACUGUGGGAAUGAAGGUUUAAAGUGUUUUUCAAAAUCACCAGUGGAAAGCCAUAUGUUAAAAGAACAAUAUAAAAUGUCAUAAAGACAUAGCACAUGUUUAAAAUUGACUGCAAGUGCACCAUUCUUUUUUUAAAGAAAAUCUUCUGCUGUUGCUACUAGUGCUAUGAAGGGGGGGGUGGGGGGUGGCAGAAAGCACAGCAGUUGUAGAUUCCCUUACGUUUGGCACUUUAAAGUGGUCAAAGCACUGUGUCAAUUAUGCCUGCUCAAUACACUGCUAUUUUACGUAUACCAAAAUGAGAUUAAAUUCAUUUAAUCAGUGCAUCACGUUUUCUAGCAAGGAUGUGCAUUCUUGUUCAUUAAUCUGCAAAAAAGAAAGCACUUUUCAUUUUUGCAACUUUUUUAAAUGCUUAAAAAAUGAUGGAACUCCUCAGGGGUGAUGCCGCAGAGUUUUUAAGAAUUGUGUGCUAUUUAUUUCCCUAACUGGAGGGGAGGAGUGGAUUCCUGUGUGCUGACAAAAUAAAGGAAUAUGAUGGUCCCAAAUUUAUCUGUAAGGUGUUAAUAUUUCAUAUCUCUGCUGUUUACUGUAUAUGUGUGUUUGUAAAGUUUUCUUACUCUGAGAUAGCAUUGCAUUUCUAUUAUAUUUUUAACUUUAUCACUGAGUUCUAUAGACAGCAAAGUGUUCUGAGAACUCUCCACCAAAAUAAUCUCUGCAUUCUUACUUUUAAAAUCAUGGUUGGAUUCAGCUUACUAUUUGAGUUGGUGAACUCUGUUUUGUUUUUAAAGUGACCCAUUGGACUCAUUUUUUCUUGUUGCUUUUUAUAGAAUUCCAUUUAUACACUGAACAUAACUGUGUUGAAAAUGCAAGUUCUGAGUUCAUUUAGAAAUCUCACACUUUAUGCAUGGUUUCAUGUUUAUAUAUGUGUGUUCCUGUGCAGUGGGAAAGUGCUACGUUAAGUUUUAACUGACUAAAAUAUUUCAGUCUAAAAAUUGGUUUCACUGCAUAAGGCUCCAUUCUUCCAUCAGUUCAGAAAUACUAGAUUUCUAUCCUCAUGGUUUAGAAACCGCUAUAAAAAUGAAUGUGUAACCUUA